Molecule: messenger RNA, 960 nt
Organism: Sphenostylis stenocarpa
Lineage: Eukaryota; Viridiplantae; Streptophyta; Magnoliopsida; Fabales; Fabaceae
Source: the annotation of a GenBank genome assembly
AUGGAUGCGCAAGCCAAGAAAAAGGCUUUGUUCCGUGCUAAAUUGAAUGCUCAGAAGAAGGAAAAGCGCAUAGAAUCUCCCCUUGUGAGGUAUAAUGAAUUUGAUCAACCUGUUUGCCGGGUUUGUGAUGUUGUUCUGAAGUCUGAAUCUUUAUGGGAUGCACACCAAGUUUCUCGUAAGCAUCAUGAGGCAAUAAGUAAUCUGAAAGCUAAUGCAGCUGGAUUAACUCAACAAAACAAUGCAAAGCCUGUUUCUGAUACCAGCAUUCCCAAGGCUAAACUAGAACAUCCUUUGGGCUCACAAUCCAAACUUCCAGAAGGUUCACAAGAAGUGUCUAAACCUCAAUCAUCGUCAGUGCUUCCACCAGGUUUUUUUGAUGACAGUGAUUCAGGAAAGACAAGAUCUGAACAUUUAGCAGACUCUAAUUUAGGGAGAACUCCUGGGGUUUCUGCUCAAAAUCAGGUGUUAAACUUGGAGAAGGAGAAAGGUCAUUUUCAUGACAAUAAUGCUGCAGAGUCAAAUGUUAGCCAGACAUCAGUCAAGACUGCUGAUACAGAGGUUAAGCAAGUAAAAGGGAGUCUUCCUGAAGGAUUUUUUGACAAUAAGGAAGCUGAUUUGCGUGCUCGUGGCAUAAAGCUUGUUAAGCCGGAUGUCAAAGACGAGUAUAAGGAAUUUGAGAAGUUGAUUCAAGAAGAUUUGAAGGAGGUUGACAACCGGUUGGAGGAAGAAGAGAUUGAUGCGGCCGAAAUGAUAGAAGAAGCUGAAUCUGUAGAGCAGAAGAUCUUCAGGGAGAAAGUGCAAAUGUUGAAGAAGAGGAGAUUGGAAAUAAAAGCUGCUAAUGCUGCAAAGCGUAAUAAAUCAUCUGAGGUUGCAGCCAAGGAGUCUACACACGAUGAGUCAUCCAGUGAUGAUGAAAGUGGAGAAAAUUUUGCCGUGGAUUGGAGAGCACAACACUUGUGA